AUGGCAGCCAGAAACGCGGACUCGAUGACCAAUGCCCAGGGCGAGUUCCAUCCCAGACAGCCCCGUGCAGAGCCCAUGGAGAAGCACGGACACCAAAUGGGCCAAAAGACGUCACCCAACGACUACGCUCCCGAAUUCUCGGCCAAAACCCUCCCACCAGGGACCGCUCCUAAAGAAUCAACCUUCCAACCGAACGCCACAUCUGAGAUCCCGGGUCAACAGUUCAACGACAACGUCGACCGCUCUCACGGGAAAGAAGGCGUCCGCACAGAUCCCCUCAGCACCCUCCCCGGCGCCACAUCCGCCGAUGUACAUACUGGCCUAGGCCACCCAGGCCAAGGUCAAACAAGCACCGAACUACGCCACGAAGGCCACCACACCGCGUCGAAAGCCACUUCGGGCCCCGAGGGCGCCGGUGCUACCGGUGGCAGCGGCCUCCACAACCCUGAUGACUUGAACCGGGAAUUCCGCCGGUUACAGGACGAUAGCACCCAUCCCACAGGCCCGAUCAAGGAACAUAACCAGACCUUGGCCGGCGCGGAAGAGAAAGAGCCCAUGAGCGCAGAGUUUGUGGCGAGCGAGGGAGGCAAGGCGGGUGAGUACGCCAAGGGAUCCGGGUCGAGAAACGCGACGACAGGGGCGUCGAAUAGGGGAGCCGCUGCGCCAAGGGAGUAA
Molecule: messenger RNA, 675 nt
Organism: Cladophialophora carrionii CBS 160.54
Lineage: Eukaryota; Fungi; Ascomycota; Eurotiomycetes; Chaetothyriales; Herpotrichiellaceae
Exons: 2
Coding region: 1-675 (224 amino acids)
Source: RefSeq, a predicted model, not a curated record